Trichogramma pretiosum is the source of this 7581-nucleotide messenger RNA. RefSeq names its product endoplasmic reticulum aminopeptidase 2. Gene Ontology annotation, cellular component: cytoplasm. NCBI's taxonomy places the organism in Eukaryota, Metazoa, Arthropoda, Insecta, Hymenoptera, Trichogrammatidae. The record is from RefSeq and is a predicted model, not a curated record. Bases 1056 to 4097 code for a protein of 1013 amino acids. Gene Ontology annotation, molecular function: peptide binding; zinc ion binding; metalloaminopeptidase activity. The transcript is spliced from 13 exons. Gene Ontology annotation, biological process: proteolysis; peptide catabolic process.
CAGGCGCUCAGCAUCGCAUUUUAUCUGCUCUGCUCUAACGUGAAUGUUCAUUGAUACAAUUUUCCAAUGUAACAAAAAUAAAAAAUAAACCGUCCUGGGCAUUCCUUCUCAGAGCUCAACGUCGCUGAAUUUAAAAUCUGCAAGUUCCGGCCAUCUGUGAUAAACAUUCAUUUUAUCCAAUCAACUUGCCUUCAGGAUGCGGAACAAAAUACUACGCGAGGGGACACAAAAGUAAAAGGCAAAGACAAAAAGUGCGCGUGAGUUGUUGGUUUUUUUUCUGUUUGUGUGCACGUUCAAGGAGAUACUUUUCAAUAAGGGUAGCUAAAGUCUUUCAAGAUUAAAAAGCUCCAAAGUAGUAAGGCCAAGAAAGGAAAUGAACAGGUGGAUGGAACCAACAGACUGCAUGAACAUGAUUCCCUAGAAUCGAACAAACCGACCAGUGAAUUGAUUUCAUAGAAAGGAGUAAGGCAAAAAAAUGUUGUCUGCUUUCAAUACAUCUUUCUGCGUCUUGCUUUGGACUUGCCGAUUAUUUUUUGUGUAUCGCUUGAAGCUGCAGACGGUAUAAGUCCUUAGAUGAUGUGAUUUAUAGUAGAGGAUAUUUUUGUUAGAAAAUAGUAAUCAAAGUGCCAAGAAUACCCUUAUAUUCAUACAAUAUACAUACACUUCUAUUUAUUCUAUACAAAACUUAUCGCUUGGGAACAAAAAUAUAUUUAACUCAAAUAUAUAUUUACACUAGCUAAUCGUUAUUUGUCGUCACUCACUCCAUAAAAUAAUGGCAUGCACAGCCAGAAACAAAUGAAAAAAAGGGAACAAGAUUGGAUAUCAGUAUAGCUUACCGCAUAAGAAAACGUUCUACAUCAGCUAUUCGCUUUGCUUAAAAAGUCUGAGCCACGCUACACUCGGAGGGAUUUAAAAUUUGAAUAAAAAAGUCUCCUGUUUAUGAUUAAUUCAUAGCAGCACUUGAUCCAACAAUAUCAGAUAAGGGAGGGAAAAGACAGUAGAUGUGCGAGCGUAGGAGUAUCGAGAAAGCCGAUCGUUAUCGUCCAAGAUAAGAAAUGCCCGGCCCAACGACGACGUCUUCGGUACGCACGAGCAGCGAGGCAAUCCGCUUAGAGCCAUUGGGAGGAAGGACCACAAGUUCUUCUCGCACCCCUGGGCAGAACGGCACGGCCAACCCCGAGGCUGGCAGAGGGGAAGCGAAUCCGGCGCUACACAAGCGAAAUCUUUACGAGCAAAACGGCGUGACGAUAUGCUCGCAAAAGAAGGCGCUGUGCUUGGCGACGGUGGUGUUCGCUACGCUCUUCGCUGUAUCGCUCAUCAUCGCCUUCGCAGGACCACAGUCGGAAUGUCCGUGUGCCGGAGAGCGACCCAACAACUAUCAAGUCGACGUCGACGAAGAGACUGGAGAGCCACUCGCGACCAAUGGAGAGAUUUUCCCCUGGGAUAACGUACGCCUGCCAAACUUCGCUCAUCCGACUCGCUACAACAUCACCAUACAUCCCAAUCUGACGACUUUGGAGGUCAAAGGACAAGUGACCAUUGAGUUUUACGUCGAUCGAGAGACCAGCUUUAUCGUCUUCCACAGCAAAAAUCUGACAAUAGCUGAAAAAAUGGUACAAGAUCGUAAAGGGCACAGAUUAAAAAUCUCACGGAUGCUCGAGUACCCGAAGCAUCAGCAGAUUUAUCUUGAGCUCGAGGAGAGUAAGUUCCGCAGAAAGGGGAACUACACGGUGCACUUGAGGUUCGUCUCGAAGCUGAAGAACGAACUCGAGGGCUUCUAUCUCAGCAGUUAUGUCAACGCCGCCGGAGACAAAAGCUUUUUCAACGGUCACAGGUACCUGGCGACAACCCACUUCGAGCCGACUUAUGCACGAUCGGCCUUUCCGUGUUUCGACGAGCCACAAUACAAGGCUAAAUUCAAAGUGUCCAUAUUCCGCGACAGAUUCCACAUAGCUCUCUGCAACAUGCCGAUCGUCAACACGGAAGAUGCAGGAUUUUACAUGGGAACUGGUCUCCUCCGCGAUGACUUCCAAGAAUCCGUCGAGAUGUCUUCUUACCUGGUGGCUUUCGUCGUGUGCGACUUCAAACGCAUAUCACAAAUGACGCAACGCAACGUGAGUGUCAGCGUUUAUGCGGCGGAGAACAUGCUGCCCCAAGCUCAAUACGCAGUGACAACCGCAGCCAAGACCAUGGACUUUUUCGAGUCGUUUUUCGGCAUUCAGUAUCCACUGCCUAAAUUAGACUUGAUAUCCAUUCCGGACUUUGCGGCCGGAGCGAUGGAGAACUGGGGCUUGAUAACAUAUCGCGAGACGUCGAUUCUCUACGACCCGAAAGAGACGUCGACGUCCGACCACGAGUGGGUAGCCGUGGUCGUGGCCCACGAACUGGCCCACCAGUGGUUCGGCAACCUCGUCACAAUGAAGUGGUGGAACGACAUCUGGUUGAACGAGGGGGCCGCCAGCUUUUUCGAGUACAAAGGCGUGAAUUUCAUCUCACCCGAGUGGAGCAUGAUGGACCAGUUCAUACUGGACAAGAUCCAACCGGCCCUGGAUUUGGACGGUCUCGCGAGCAGUCACCCCAUCAGCACUCAAGUGAAGGAUCCGUCGGAAAUCGAGUCGAUUUUCGACACCAUCAGCUACAACAAGGGUGCAUCGAUUCUCUACAUGCUGGAGGGUUUUCUCAACGAGGACGUGCUGAAGGCUGGAUUGAACGACUACUUGAGAAGUCACGCCUACGGCAGUGCGGAUACCAAUGACCUUUGGGCGGUGUUUACUAAACAAGUAAAUAAGACCUUCGAUGUCAAGGCCAUCAUGGAUACGUGGACACAGCAAACUGGCUUCCCACUGAUAACCAUAACUAGAGACGGCGACGUCAUUACUGCCUCACAAAAACGUUUCCUCAUAUCACCCCACGAGAACGACACGAUAUUGUUGGAGCCAAAAUCAGCCUUUGAUUACAAGUGGUACGUGCCUCUGAGCUACUACACGAGCAAAAAUCGCAGCGACGUUCGAAACAUCUGGAUGAAUAUGACCGAUGUGAGCUUCGAAAUAGACAAAGGAGUGGAAUACAUCAAGUGCAACGUCAACCAAACGGGCUUCUAUCGAGUCUCCUAUCCCGAGGACAUGUGGAACGCCAUAAUCAAGACCUUGCACGAUGACCACACGAAAUUCAGCCCGUCGGAUCGAGCCAAUCUCAUCGACGACGCUUUCACUUUGUGCAAGGCCGGCGAGUUGAACGCAUCCGUACCACUGGAACUGUCGCUUUACUUGCUCAAGGAGAAAGACUACGUACCUUGGGCAACGGCUUUGAAGUAUCUGCAUUCUUGGAAGGAGAAGUUGUGCGAAAGCGCGGCUUACAAGAGAUACAUUAGCUUUCUGAAAAAGUUACUCACCCCAAUAACCGAGCACGUGGGAUGGGACGACGAAGGUUCUCAUCUGAAAAAACUACUUCGCAUAUCGGUACUUCAAACUGCGGUCGACUUGAAACUCGAGGCAGUCGUGAAACCCGCCAAGAGCUUGUUCGACGAUUGGAUGCUCCACCAGAAAAACAUAACGCCCAACAUUCGGGACGUCGUUUACUCGGCCGGUGUGAAGUUUGGAGGUCAGGAAGAGUGGAACCACUGCUGGGAGACUUACCGAAAAACCAUUUAUCCCAGCGAGAAGCGAGUUAUGCUUCAGGCUCUCGGUUCCACGGCCGAUCCUUGGCUCUUGCAACGCUACUUGCUGCAGACUCUGGACAGAAAUCAAGUCCGACCGCAAGACGUCGAAUCUGUGAUAGCGGCCGUGGCGAAAAAUAGCGAAGGCAAACUCUUGGCUUGGAGGCAUCUCAAAGCUCACUGGCCCUUGAUCCAAGGCCUCUUCGGCAAUGGAUCUUUAACUAUGGGUGGACUCAUAGACGUCGUGACGCGUGAUUUUUUCACCGAGUACGACUAUCACGAGGUGAAAGAAUUCUUCAAAGACAUAGAUGUGGGUAGUGGAAAGAGAAUAUUGGAGCAGAGUCUCGAGCAAAUUAAAUUCAACAUGUAUUGGGUGGAAAAGAACGCAGAUACGAUAGACGAAUGGUUAAUUAAUUAUUUGGACAAGAAACCAACGAGUUAAUCGAAGUAAGAUUUCGUUCAUCAUUCGAAAUCUCAAGACAUACUCAAUUCUCGAUAAUCUCAAAAAUUAAUUCAUUUCAAAUACAUCUUAUCGAUGGAUGAUACAUUUGAUUUUUCAAAUAAUCAAGCUGCUAUUAGAUUUAACACUUUUUCUAAGACUUUGCGUAUAAAUUUCAAUUGCUAAUGUAAAAUAUCAUUUUAAAAAGAUAGCUCUGAGAAGAGACUGAUCACUUCUCAAAGGAUAAGCAAAUGUGUUCGAGUAGCAUAUCACACGUACCGUAAGUACGGAAAUCACUUAUUUCACUGGGUGAUAAGUAUUUCGAUUAAUUUAUAUUUUUGGUAAUUUAAAAAUAAUUUGUUGAUUGCGUGGAAGAUCUCAGCCAACCAUAAAAUCGAAAGCUAAUUUUUUUAUACAGAAUUGAAAACGUAGAAACGCGAACUCUUUGUGAGAAAAGUUUUAAAAAAUUAUCGAUGACUGGAUACACUAUUGCAUUCGCAUUAUAAUGAACUUCAAGUGACGUGUCAGUAAAUUCAUAUUCUUGCACGUUGACAAACAUGAAGAUAACAAUUAUUUUCUCGCUACAUUUGAUUCCUAGAUAAAAAUUUACUAUUAUUAGCGUAAUGAAAAAAUGAAUUUAUAAAAAUAUAUCAAUUUUUUAUUAUCACUAAGAUUAGUUAUUAAAGUUUCAUUGGAUACUAGACAGUUAGGAUAUUGUUCUUACUUGAUACUCGCUCGCUAACUUUACAAAAUAUAUAAAUGAGUUAUAACGUCAAUAAUUAUAGAAAAAUUCAAGACAAUUUUUUGAAUACAUUGCAAUAACGAAUGACUAAUAAUCAUAUAAGACCUGUUGAAUUCGAUCAAUUUUCGCCCGUCCAUUUCAAGAAAAAAACCAAGAUGAAACGGGCUUUAUAGUUCCAAAACUCAUCAAUAUUGUAAUAAUAUUAAAAAAGUAUUAUUAUGAAAAUUAGAUAACUUGAAUUGUAAUUACAGUGUAUUUUUACGAAGUUAUUUGUAAGAUAUUAUUUGAGAGAAUGUACGAGAUGAAAUAAUUUUUUUUCAAUUACAUGUAAAUUUUCCGAUACGAUGAAAAAAAAAUCCAAACAAACUUCACGUAUGUAAAUAAAUUGUAAAACUUCAUAAAAUUAGAUAAUUAAAAACGGAGCUUAAUCUACUGAUCGAGCUGUAAAAUUCUAAGGUUUUAAUACUAAUUAUAUUGAUUUUGGUAUCUGAGCACUCUACACUCUUGCGAGUUUGCCAUUGAGUGCAAUUUUUUCUGAAAUCUAUGCUUCCAAUUCUUUGGGUAUAUUUUUAACUCAGAAGCAUUACUCAUUUUACGCACUGAUGAUUUUAAAAUUUGAUACUGUAUUCAGCAUACUUUAGCUAUACAAAUAUCUACGUAUGAAAUUUGCUUAAAAGUAAUUGAAAAGUAUUUAAAAAUUUUUGAAAAAAUGUUGAUGAGUCGACGCACAAAUGAAAUAGUUAAAUUACAAAGAUGAAACCUCGACAGAAACUACCCUAUCUCUAACAUUUGUAAAUAGCCUAUUUUUUCACUAAAUGAACGAAAAGAAAAAAAUUUAAGAUAAUCUCCUUAUGAAAAAAUACAUUGAACAAUUGUAUUAGAUAAUUGCCAUCCAACGAGAAAGAUGUUGCUUAUAAUAAAACAUGUAUGUAUAUGAAUUUGGCCUAUUUAUUAAGAUGGCCAAUGUAAUUUACGAAUCUUUACCGACUUUGCGUAUGAUGUCAAAUUGUGUGACUGAGAGAUGUAGAGAAAAAAUUUUGUAAAAAUGACCAAUUUUCUUCUUGAAAUUUUGCACUUUCGUAUUAACUCUGUAAAACAAUUAGCUUGACCAAUUUAUAACAGAAACUGGAAGGUGUAUAAACUAAGAAAGCCCACCUGGAAGAAAAUUUUGAUAUUUCGAAAGAAAUUGUUUCUCUGCAGCUUUACAAAAAAGUUCUACAGUACAUUUUUAUUUUAGACAUUUUUUCAUAUUAAUUUUAUUUCAUGAAAUAAUUUUUAAGAACGCAUAAUAAUUAUUGAGGUGCUGAUAUGAUCGUUACUAACCUAGUUUAUUGUAAUUUAGUAAAUUAAGUGGACUUCGAAGCCAGUAUAAAAAACGAAAAUAUUAAUCGUGUUAUUUGAAACUUUCACACAAUAUUAAUUUAAAUGACUCUACAUUAACCCAAAAAACGUAAAAAUGGAAAAAGCAUAGUCUUGUAGAAAAAUAUUUGGUGGAAAUUUCAGUACACGACAUUGAAAAUUAACUUGUUCUCUGGCUUCGAAAUCCUUUUAAUUUCUAAUAUUUAACUCUUUUAGUCUUUAAUUGUUGUUGCUAUUUUUACAUUGAUUAGUAGAAAUUAAUGUUUAUCAGUGUCAUACCGAUUUUUAUUGAAAAUUCACUUUAUCCUAUGUGUUUUCGCUAAAUUUUGCAGUAUUCAUUGGUGUAACUCAUAGAUAAUAUAUUACAUUACUGACGUAACCGGUUCUUCUUAUCUAAUUAUUAAAAUCAUAAAUUUUAUACAUUUUUUGGUUACUGCGCAUAUAGAAUAGUUAAAUUGUAAAUUGAAAUAUGAUUUUUAACGUUUGAUGCCAAAACCAACACUGUCUUACUUUACUCAAGCUCUACAAUUAUAAAAACUAUUCGCUUGAGCCAAGAGUGAAAAUGAGAUAUCCGCGUUUAACAUUAUACGCAACCAAAAUUGCGCAUGAUCUUAUCGUUCGGAAUAUAUAAUUGCAAGUUUAACGAUAAUCCGUAAAAAAUAUAUGCGAAUAUUCACACGUUAAGACUGGACACCAGAAAUAAAAGUUAAUUAUUAUAUAUUACGAAUUAUAUAUAAAUAUAUAAAAUAAAAAGAAAAUGUAGACUUGUAGACAUGCAUAUGUAGAUAUAUACAAAUAAUACAUAUGUGUAUUUUGUGCAAUCAUGAAACGGAGCAAAGGGUUUUUUGUGAAUUUGUAACAACAGUCUCAAUGCGAUUAUCAAAGAUCAUCAUCAAAAGAAAGUUUGCGAAUUUAAUGUAUGGUUCAUAUAGAAUUCUUAAAUAAUUAUGCCUUAAUUUUUAUUUUUUUUAUUUUUUUUUUUCGGGAAAUCUCUAUGAAUUUGAAUAACAUGUAAUACACAUACUUAGGUGUACUUGAUUUUUAAGACUAUUCGGUGUGAUUUUUACGAUUUAUUUCACGUGAGAAAUAAACAUAUUCACAUACGUUGAUGUGCAGUCACAAAAAAACAGCUAAUUAUUAACUCUCAGGAGAACAUACAACUUAAUCAUAAUUUGAAAAACAAUACGUUCGUAUAUGAUUUCGAUGAUUUUAUAGAAAACGAAGAGUAAAAUGAAUGAUUAUAAUAUUUAUACAGAGAAUUUCGAUGCGAGUGAUGACCUCUUGACUUGUAUGUAGCAGUUGGCAUUUUGUUGAAUGAGUGAGAAAGAGAGAAUAAAAAUGAUACAAGACGCUGUAAUAAGGCGAAGAAAAAAAUUAGGAGCGGUG